GAAAAUUCAUAUAUAUUUUUUUGGAAGAAUAGAAAAUUCAGAUAUAGAAGGAUAUAUUUGAUCGUUUGAUAUAUAUUCCAUAAUAAUAAUAAAUUAAUAAUCAUGGGGUUUAUUGAUAAACUGUGGGAUGAGACGGUGGCCGGACCGACACCGGAGUGCGGCGGGUUAGGUAAACUUCGAAAGCAAAUCUCCCUCUCCCACCACCACCAUUGCAUCGGCAUCAAACCACUGUCGUCAUCUCCGCCGAUUAUAGCGGCGGCUUCUCCCGCCAUGGAUGAUCAGGCCCCACGGAUUUCUCGGAGCAUUUCUAUUCUCCGUCGAAGCAACUCCGCUUCUCCUAAUUGGCUAGUCUGUUCUUCUCCGGACUCUACGGGCUCCUCACCACCUUCCCCGGCCACCCCCACCUCUCCGUUUUCACCUACUACGCCUCGUGGGAAUCACAAGUUGGCGAGGAGGAAAUCGACUCCAAGUGGCUACGACUGGAUUGUGUUAAGUGCUUUGGAUAGGUGAAUCAGGAUUCAGGAAAGUCAACUUUGGUCGCACCAAGAAAAGAUGGAGAGAAAAC
Messenger RNA from Cuscuta epithymum, 565 nucleotides. The record is from the annotation of a GenBank genome assembly. NCBI's taxonomy places the organism in Eukaryota, Viridiplantae, Streptophyta, Magnoliopsida, Solanales, Convolvulaceae.